Trypanosoma theileri is the source of this 1500-nucleotide messenger RNA. RefSeq names its product putative membrane-associated protein. The transcript has a single exon. The record is from RefSeq and is a predicted model, not a curated record. Bases 1 to 1500 code for a protein of 499 amino acids. NCBI's taxonomy places the organism in Eukaryota, Euglenozoa, Kinetoplastea, Trypanosomatida, Trypanosomatidae. Gene Ontology annotation, cellular component: membrane; Golgi apparatus. Gene Ontology annotation, biological process: transport.
AUGUCUCGUUCACUUCUUCUGGUGUUACUUUUUCUCUUCUGCUGUGGAGGUGCUCUUGUGGUGGAUGCGAACAUUCAUCUCCGUGUUGUAAACGACACCCGGCGGGUAAUUUACAUCGGCUCCUUCGCCUUCGGCCCACAAGGGGCUGUGCGAUUAGAAACACGGAAGUUUGCGGCCCCAGCAGAGAUGUAUACAACAGAGAACGCAAAGGCACCUGUAUUGAUGCCAACAGCUCCAGUAGGAUUUAUAUUGAUUCCAGUAGAGAGUGUUAGUGCCGCCCGCAUGUAUGCACGUUAUGGACGUGGUGAAGUCGGGACUCCGCUACACGUAGACAUUGGUAAUGGUUAUGCAAGUCGAGUCUGUUUUAUUAAAGAUCCAUUAUUAGGAUUACAAGAAGAAAAACAGAAUCGUAUGCUUUUCCCAUUUGAGGGUCUUUCUUCUGAAGAUAUUCUUAAAAUGCCAUCUACAUACUCUGCUGACCGUAUUGGUCUCUAUGCUGUUUACUUUUAUAACUGCGCUGAUAUGCCAGAUAAUGGUGAACCUGUACAUCUCAGGACACUCCCGUUAAGGCCUAUUUCGUUUGAUAUUUAUUUUGAAUUGUAUUGGAUGAAUGGAGAACAUAAUAGAGUAUAUCUUUCUUAUGGUCGUGAAGGAUUGCCAAAUAUGUUUACUUUCUUUGGAGUUGUUUUUUUGAUUAUGGCGUUACUUUGGAUAUUGCAAGUCUUUCGAGAAUGGAUAAAUGUAAAAAAGAUACAUUUACUUAUGCUUUUACUUGUUGUUAUCAAGAUGGGAACACUUUUUAUUGAAAGUAUGAAAUUACAACAUUUUUCAAAAACAGGUAAGGUAUCAAUGUGGGAUUUUUUCUUUUAUAUAACUGUUACACUAAAAGGUGUAAUGCUGUUCGGAGUAAUUUUAUUGUUAGGUGUGGGUUGGUCGUUGCUUCGUGAUCAUCUUAGUUCUACAGACAAACGUAUUCUCCUUGUUGUACUUCCAUGUCAAGUGAUGCUUAAUGUGUGCUGGGCCAUCAUUGAAGAAACGAGUGAAGGGAAUCGUAACUGGUCUACUUGGCUUGAUAUUUUACAAAUUCUAGAUGUAAUUUGUUGCUGUUGUGUACUGUUUCCUCUUAUUUUAACUAUUAAAAAAAUACGAGAAGCGGGUAGUACAGAUGAAUCUACUGCCCGUACCGUAACUCGAAUGAGAGAAUUUCGUACUUUUUAUAUUGUGGUAGUGGCUUAUAUUUACAUUACCCGCAUUGUGUUGAUAAUGGUGGCGAAUGCCGUCUCUUAUGAUAAGGCGUGGAUAGCAGAAGCGGGAGCGCAGAUGGUGGCGGUUCUUUUUUAUAUUUUCUGCGGUUACAGGUUCCGACCCAAGAUACGCAUAGCUGCCACUCCUUAUAGUAUACUGCAACCAGUAGAGGUGAUGGUGGUGGAUGCAGAGUUAAAGGAUUGUGAACUGAGUUCAAGGAAUAGUAAGAGUACGUCGUCAUUUAUGAAAAGUUGA